This is a messenger RNA of Cutaneotrichosporon cavernicola, 903 nucleotides long. RefSeq lists its product as uncharacterized. The record is from RefSeq and is a predicted model, not a curated record. Bases 1 to 903 code for a protein of 300 amino acids. NCBI's taxonomy places the organism in Eukaryota, Fungi, Basidiomycota, Tremellomycetes, Trichosporonales, Trichosporonaceae. Gene Ontology annotation, cellular component: cytoplasm. The transcript is spliced from 4 exons. Gene Ontology annotation, molecular function: zinc ion binding.
AUGAGCGCAUCACCUUCACCGACGCCGUCGGCCCGCGACGAGCUCAUGUUCCUCGGCACGGCGUGUCACCACCGCGCGUGUAACCUGCACGACUUCCUCCCCUUCUACUGUCCCGCAUGCAAGAAGGCCUUCUGUCAGCCCCACUUCCUUCCCUCAUCGCAUGAAUGCACGGCGCCUCUCCCGCCAUCGAUGGUCGACCGCAUCGCGCCCCAGUGCCCGAUGUGUGACCAGGUCGUCAACUACGCACAGGGAAGCAUGGACCCGAAUGAGGCCGUCGAGCGACACAUCCUCUCCGGCACGUGUACCGGUGUCGAGGGCGGCGAGGCGCGUAAGAAGGCGCUCCUUCGCCAACGCAAGGACAAAGGAGAAGUGUGUUACCGCCGCGGCUGCAGCAAGGUCCUCGUCGUGCAGAUGAAGUGCGACGCGUGCGCACACUCUUUCUGCCCACAGCACCGCCAUGCGCCAGUACACUCAUGUACCGCCACGCCGGCGAGUUCACGAUCCGGCACACCUGUCGCCAAGGCCCCUCCAGCGGGGAAGAGCGCCAUGUCCCGCCUCCUCGGGAACCAGACAAAGCCGUUGCCUAAACCCGCUACGCCGGCAGCCAAGGCGCAGCCCGCCACGGCCCAAGUCGAGGCGCGCGCGGCGGCGGCUGCCGCGGCCAUGAAGCGUGCGGGACAGGACGUCAAGGUCCCCUUCGUCAAGAGCAAGGAGGAGAAGCGCGCGAACGACGAGAUGCAGUCGACGAUCAAGUCGCUCAAGACGCGGCACGACAAGGGAUUACUGACCCCGACCGAGGAGGUUCGAUACGCUGAGCUUGUUGGCAAGCAGGAGUCGCGGCGGAGAGGAGGUGUUGGGAGCGGGAGCGGCUCGAAGAAGGACAAAGACUGUGUCGUCAUGUAG